UGGGGGAGGAGGCGGCCCUAGCGCCAUUUUGUGGGAACGAAGCGGUAGCUAGGCUGGUCCGGGAUCCUUCUCUGUUUUCGGUUUUCCUUGUCUCGCUCCUGAGUUGCGGGCCUAGCAGAGAAAUAAAAGAUGUCUGAAUAUAUUCGGGUAACAGAAGAUGAGAAUGACGAGCCCAUUGAAAUACCAUCAGAAGACGAUGGGACAGUGCUGCUGUCUACUGUUACAGCCCAGUUUCCAGGGGCAUGUGGGCUACGCUACAGGAAUCCAGUGUCUCAGUGUAUGAGAGGUGUCCGUCUGGUAGAAGGAAUUCUGCAUGCCCCUGAUGCUGGCUGGGGAAACCUGGUAUAUGUUGUCAACUAUCCGAAAGAUAAUAAAAGGAAAAUGGAUGAGACAGAUGCUUCAUCAGCAGUGAAAGUGAAAAGAGCAGUCCAGAAAACAUCUGACCUAAUAGUGUUGGGUCUCCCAUGGAAAACAACUGAACAGGAUCUUAAAGACUAUUUCAGUACCUUUGGAGAAGUUCUUAUGGUUCAGGUUAAGAAGGAUAUUAAAACUGGUCAUUCAAAAGGGUUUGGCUUUGUUCGCUUUACGGAAUAUGAUACCCAGGUGAAAGUAAUGUCACAGCGACACAUGAUAGAUGGGCGAUGGUGUGACUGUAAACUUCCUAAUUCUAAGCAAAGUCCAGAUGAGCCUUUAAGAAGCAGAAAAGUUUUUGUUGGUCGUUGUACAGAAGAUAUGACUGCCGAUGAGCUGCGGCAGUUCUUUUGUCAGUAUGGAGAGGUGGUAGAUGUCUUCAUUCCCAAGCCAUUCAGGGCUUUUGCCUUUGUCACAUUUGCAGAUGAUCAGGUUGCCCAGUCUCUCUGUGGCGAGGACUUGAUCAUUAAAGGAAUCAGCGUGCAUAUAUCCAAUGCUGAACCUAAGCACAAUAGCAAUAGACAGUUAGAAAGAAGUGGAAGAUUUGGUGGUAAUCCAGGUGGCUUUGGGAGUCCGGGUGGGUUUGGUAACAGUAGAGGGGGUGGAGCUGGUUUGGGAAAUAAUCAGGGUGGUAAUAUGGGUGGAGGGAUGAACUUUGGUGCUUUUAGCAUUAAUCCAGCAAUGAUGGCUGCAGCCCAGGCAGCUCUACAGAGCAGUUGGGGUAUGAUGGGCAUGUUAGCCAGUCAGCAGAAUCAGUCAGGCCCAUCUGGUAAUAACCAAAGCCAGGGUAACAUGCAGAGGGAACCAAACCAGGCUUUUGGUUCUGGAAAUAGCAAUUAUAGUGGUUCUAAUUCUGGUGGUGCUAUUGGUUGGGGAUCAGCAUCGAAUGCAGGAUCAGGCAGUGGUUUUAAUGGAGGCUUUGGCUCAAGCAUGGAUUCUAAGUCCUCUGGCUGGGGAAUGUAGACAUUGGGUUGUAGAUGGUUGAAAUAGAAUGGUGGGAAUUCAAAUUUUUCUAAACUCAUGGUAAGUAUAUUGUAAAAUACAUAUGUACUAAGAAUUUUCAAAAUUGGUUUGUUCAGUGUGGAGUAUAUUAUUCAGCAGUAUUUUUGACAUUUUUCUUUAGAAAAAGAGGAAGAGCUAAAGGAAUUUUAUAAGUUUUGUUACAUAGAGGGUUGAAAUAUUGAGUGACUGAAAAUGAACUGCUGUUUGCCUGAUUGGUAAACCAACACACUACAAUUGAUCUCAAAAGGUUUCUCCUGUAAUACUCCAUCCUUGGACUUAAUUGUUAAGUGAAUUCUUUGCAUGUUCAAAGUGAAAACUAUUGGUUAGAAUUAGAACUACAUUCUUUUCUCCUUAUUUUAAUUUGAAUCCCACCAUAUGGAAUUUUCCCUUAGGAAAAUCUCCUUUUGGGAGAAAUCAUAAUAUCAUAGUGUUUGGUUGUUUGGUUUUGUUUUUUAACACUUGUUUCCCUCAUAUAACAAAAGUACAAUAUGAAGCCUUCAUUUAAUCUCUGCAGUUCAUCUCAUUUCAAAUGUUUAUGGAAGAAGCACUUCAUUGAAAGUAGUGCUGUAAAUAUUCUGCCAUAGGAAUACUUCUGUCUACAUGCUUUCUCAUCCAAGAAUUCGUCAUCACGCUGCACAGGCUGCGUCUUUGACGGUGGGUGUCCCAUUUUUAUCCGCUACUCUUUAUUUCAUGGAGUCGUAUCAACGCUAUGAACGCAAGGCUGUGAUAUGGAACCAGAAGGCUGUUUGAACUUUUGAAACCUUGUGUGGGAUUGAUGGUGGUGCCGAGGCAUGAAAGGCUAGUAUGAGCGAGAAAAGGAGAGCGCGUGCAGAGACUUGGUGGUGCAAAAUGGAUAUUUUUUAACUUGGCGAGAUGUGUCACUCAAUCCUGUGGCUUUGGUGAGAGAGUGUGCAGAGAGCAAUGAUAGCAAAUAAUGUACGAAUGUUUUUGCAUUCAAAGGACAUCCACAUCUGUUGGAAGACUUUGAGUUUUGUUCUUAGAUAACCCACAUUAGCUGAAUGUGUUAAGUGAAAUGAUACUUGUACUUUCCCUCCCCCUCUGUCAACUGCUGUGAAUGCUGUAUGGUGUGUGUUCUCCUCUGUUACUGAUCUGGAAGUGUGGGAACGUGAACUGAAGCUGAUGGGCUGAGAACAUGGACUGAGCUUGUGGUGUGCUUUGCAGGAGAACUUGGAAGCAGAGUUCACCAGUGAGCUCAGGUGUCUCAAAGAAGGGUGGAAGUUCUCAUGUCUGUUAGCUACCCAUAAGAAUGCUGUUUGCUGCAGUUCUGUGUCCUGUGCUUGGAUGCUUUUUAUAAGAGUUGUCAAUGUUGGAAAUUCUUAAAUAAAACUGAUUUAAAUAA
Jaculus jaculus (lesser Egyptian jerboa) is the source of this 2773-nucleotide messenger RNA. It is a transcript of the gene Tardbp, whose product is annotated as TAR DNA binding protein. The record is from RefSeq and is a predicted model, not a curated record. Gene Ontology annotation, cellular component: nucleoplasm. Lineage: Eukaryota; Metazoa; Chordata; Mammalia; Rodentia; Dipodidae. The transcript is spliced from 6 exons. The coding region runs from base 130 to 1374 and encodes 414 amino acids. Gene Ontology annotation, biological process: regulation of gene expression. Gene Ontology annotation, molecular function: RNA binding.